GAUCGAUAGCUUGCUAAGCCUUAAAUAUCCGGGGCAUCUCGUUCGACCCUUGCGCAUAAAUGUCGAGGCUCCAUACGAAACCGUGAAACCCCUUCCUCCUCGCUAAUUAGCUAUUGGUCUUCUGUACCAUGUCUCAGAUCGAUCCCGAUUUUGCAUCUAUCAAAAUAAUCGCUACGCAGUAUUCUGAUUCCUGGUUCAACGAAGUUAUCAUCGAGUCCCUAACCCAUGGAAUGUACACAGCAUUACUUGCCGUUGUAACACAGCGGAUUCUGUCAAGCACAACUACCCGUAGACGGCAGGUGAAGGUCCUCGCUGGCAUCUCGGUGUUUAUGUACAUCAUGGCGACGAUGCACCUUGCCAUGACGUGGAUCUAUACCAGAUGGGCAUUCAUAACCAAGGGAGAGACAGAAGAAACGAGGUACUUCGCCCUCAUGAACCCCAUGUGGGCCUUGACGAUCAGCGAUAUCGUGGCAGGUAUCAACAUAUUUACCACGGAUGGUGUUACCAUUUGGAGGUGCUGGAUUAUCUGGGAAAGAAACUGGAGGGUCGUCAUCCUUCCUUGCAUAUGCACCAUGUGCGGAUUGAUCUUUGGUAUUUUAUACUUCCUUCAGCUUCUGGAACCAUCACUUCAUUCGCAAGAAAAUUCUUCGGGGAGAACCUCCAUCCGCUGGGGAUUAGCGUAUUACAUUAUGGCACUCCCUACAACGAUCAUCUGUACUACGCUCAUCGUGUACCGCUUGGUUAAGGCGAUCAAGUCUAAGAGUUCCCCGCACUUCAUGCCCAACCUGUACCAUCACGUCAUAGAGAUCUUGGUAGAAUCAUCCGCACUGUAUGUCGUUGUCCUGGCGGUCUUCAUCGUGUUCGAUUGGAAGAAUACUCCUUAUAGCAUGUAUCCGGGAGCGGUGAGGGAUUUUGGGCAGGGAAUCGCACCGGCGUUGAUACUUCUUCGUGUUGUAUCUAGGAACAUGGAUACGGGUCCGUCUAGGGAUGAUAUGCAUCCGCUGCAUUUACAGUGCCUACCGAGAUCGGAAAGGGAAGGCAGUGAAGCGGUUGCGGGUGAUAGUGAUGUGAUGCUCAUUGGUCCGGAAAAGACGGCGGAAGUGGUAUGAGCGGUGUGCGAUCGUCAUCUUGGAGAUGAUUAGAGAGGUGGAAAUAAUAGUUGGUACCUUACCGGUUCCAUCCACCCAUAAUAUCCCAGUUCUCGGAGCACCUAUUUCUGUUCUAUACGUUGUCUUGUGCCGUAGCAUAACACAAAGUACCGGAAGUAUGAAAUGGGAUUUGUUGAGAUUCGAGCACGGGAGGGAACGAAAAUGAGCAACUCGUUUAUACCUAGUAUGUCGACAUGGUGGUAAACGGUAAAGAGAAG
This is a messenger RNA of Desarmillaria tabescens, 1366 nucleotides long. RefSeq lists its product as uncharacterized. NCBI's taxonomy places the organism in Eukaryota, Fungi, Basidiomycota, Agaricomycetes, Agaricales, Physalacriaceae. The record is from RefSeq and is a predicted model, not a curated record. Bases 129 to 1109 code for a protein of 326 amino acids. The transcript has 6 exons.